AUGGCUUCCCAAUCGCUCCCAAAGACAAUGAAGGGUGUCAUCAUCGAGAAAACAGGUGGGACUGAGGUUCUGCAAUACAAGACAGACCUUGCAGUGCCCGAGCCAAAGGACGGCCAGGUUUUGGUCAAGAACGACUAUGUCGGCAUCAACUACAUCGAUACUUACCCGUAUAUGCUUGGAAGAGAGGCAGAGGGCACUAUCGUUGCGACUGGUCCCGACACACCGCAUGGCCUCAACACUGGUGACCGCAUCGUGUACCUGUCCGAAGCAACCUACGCCGAGUAUACCGCAGCUCCUGCAGCCAAGGCCAUCAAGAUCCCCUCAGAAAUUGAGCCCACCAUAGCUUCUGCCGCCCUCCUCCAAGGUCUUACUGCUUUGACUCUGAUCCGAGAGGCUUAUCAUGUGCAAAAGGGGGAUUGGAUUCUGGUUCAUGCUGCCGCUGGAGGAGUCGGCUUGUGGUUGUGUCAACUGCUUGCUGCUAUUGGCGCGAAGACCAUAGCCACAGCGAGCACAUCCGAGAAGCUGGAAUUGGCCAAGAAAGCUGGUGCUGAAGUUCUUAUAAACUACAGUCACGAAGACGUCAAGGCAAAGGUCGACGAGGUCACCAACAAGCAGGGUGUUGCAGCAGUCUUCGAUGGUGUCGGCAAGGCAACCUUUGAUCUUAGUCUGGACUGUCUAGCUCGCAAGGGCACCAUGGCCAGCUUUGACGACUUGGAGCCANAGAAUGCCAAGGUCCUCCGCCCGACGCUAUUUAAUUACAUUGCGACGAGAGAGGAAUUUGAGCAGUAUACCAAUGAGCUCUUCGACUUCAUUGUCAAGGACAAGAUGGAUGUCCGAGUGCACAAAGUUUACGACCUCAAGGAUGUUGCUACUGCGCACGAGGUAAGUGGUUACUGUCGCAACAGAGCUCUGCACAACGUUAUCAAGGGGGCAGUGCUGACGAAAAGCAGGNACAUUGAAAGCCGCAAGACUACCGGCAAGCUUCUGUUGAAGCCCUGA
This is a messenger RNA of Aureobasidium musti, 999 nucleotides long. The record is from the annotation of a GenBank genome assembly. Lineage: Eukaryota; Fungi; Ascomycota; Dothideomycetes; Dothideales; Saccotheciaceae.